AUGGCCCAGCUGGAAACUCCUGAGCAAGCCGAGAGCCUCAUUACCAAGGUCUACGACGCGUGUCAAGCGAUCCGCGAGUCCGACGUCGUCACCAUCGCGCACAUAGAAGGCCCGGUAUUCGGUGCCGGUCUGGAGCUCGUUGCGUCGUGCGAUUUUCGAUAUGCGACCGACACCGCUCGCUUCGCCAUGCCCGAGGUCGAAUUAGGGAUUCCGUCUGUUGUGCAGGCGAGACUGCUGGCGAACAUCAUCGGGUGGCAGAAGACCAAGUAUCUCGUGUACACGGGCGCCACCAUCGACGCGCAGACGGCGGCAGAUUGGGGACUCGUGGACGUUCUUUGCCCUUCGUCCGAGCUGGCCCUCGCGCAGACCAUGCGCGCGGCGUCCAAGAUUGCGGAAAACGGGCCCGAAGCGAUGAAGGCCCAGAAACGCCUGGUGCGGCUGUGGGAGGAGCAGGACCUGGCCUCGGGUGUGACGGCGGGCAUCGAGUCCUUUUCCGGCAUGUUCAGGGACGGGGCUGUCGAGCCCAAGGAGUACAUGCAGCGGUUCUUUGAGAAACGGGCCGCGCUCAAAAGGCAAGCAGCUGCCGCCUGA
This is a messenger RNA of Cladophialophora psammophila CBS 110553, 591 nucleotides long. RefSeq lists its product as uncharacterized. Gene Ontology annotation, biological process: fatty acid beta-oxidation. The coding region runs from base 1 to 591 and encodes 196 amino acids. Gene Ontology annotation, cellular component: mitochondrion. The record is from RefSeq and is a predicted model, not a curated record. The transcript has a single exon. Gene Ontology annotation, molecular function: enoyl-CoA hydratase activity. NCBI's taxonomy places the organism in Eukaryota, Fungi, Ascomycota, Eurotiomycetes, Chaetothyriales, Herpotrichiellaceae.